AUGCUCUCAAACGGAGGGUUUUAUCUCGGAAAACUGCUGGCGAAAAAGGAGCGGAGAGAAGAAGUUGUGAAAAUUCUGAAAGUAAUGUUGAAGAGACACGGCAACAUGUUGGACAGGCAGUUGUCCAGCAGGUACCAAAUGAAUGCAUCAGACACCACGUGUCUCUUUUCUUUUCAGUGCCUGCAGUGAACAUGUAAUUGAGAUGUUCUUCGAGAAGAAUGAUAAAGCCCGACAGUUUGUGAUUGAUUUGUUCUCGAAUUCGAAUUGCAUCAGAGAACAGUAAGUGAUGUGACCGGAAGAAGUACACGAAUGAGUAGAGUUCAGAAUGGAAACGGAGGGGUUCAUCGAGCGACUACUCGCGUGCUCCAUCCCCGAGAAGAACCGAAUGCUGGCCGCGUUCUCGCAGACAGCUUGGGGCCGGGCGAAACUGAGAACGAGCGGCGCCCUGAAUGUGGUCAUCGAAGUGUUCGCAUCGUCGGAACUCAUCGAGGAGAAAGUGUCCAUCGUGGCAUCCUUCCGACACUUUGUGCAUGAUACGGCCGGAAUGAGACAUUUGAGUGAGAACUCGACAUUUGUGAAUACUGUAGUAAAAGAUGUCAAUAGUUAUGUGGAAAAGAACAAAAGUGAGUGCGAGCCAGCGGUUGACAUUGAAUUCGUACGGAGACUGCGAAGUAGCACAACCGAUCGGGUUCCGGAAGAGAAAAAUAAUCAGAAUGCGGUAAGAAUGAGACAAUGAUGAUAGCUCCUAUUAAUAACAUUCAGGAAGUUCUCGACUGCGGAAGGUUGCAUAAGGAUUUCUACUCGAUGUGGUCGUACGACACUCCGCAGAUGUCUCCGCACAGAGCCAUUUCGGCUUCGAUGUCUCCGCGGAGAGUCGCCUCGGCAUCGACGUCUCCUCCGUACGGAUCCAUUUCUCCCAACUACAGUUUCCCUUCGUCUGUGGCAUCAAGUGCGGCAUCUUCCCCGGCAUCGAAAAGGUCAGAAACUCCCUCUAAUGUAACAGAGAAAGAGCAUAGUUUUCCAGACAGAACGACGAUAUUCUCGAUGAACUGAGUGACGUGGAAUCUGAAAAUGAAGCGGAGAAAAACGAAGAAAAUGAAGAAGAAAAAACGGGAAAACUAGAAAAAACGGUGGGUGUUGACCGGACGGGAACAAUCUGAAAUUGUCUUCUUUGUUUUGAAGAUAGUCGAGGGCGAAUUGUGGUUGUUGACGUGGCUCUCCCAGGACGACUACAAUCUGCAGUUCUUAAUCCGUCCGGACGUUGUCGAUUGCGUCGUGGCCUACCUGAGAUGCACCAACGCGCCAGACUUCCGAACAUAUCGCGUUCUCCGCCGAAUGGCCACUCAUCGAACUCACGUCUACCGACUGCUCGAUCUUCAAUUCCACGUCAGAAUCCUAACCGGUCUUUGUGCGUCUCCGUGCAGAAUGCUCAAGUACACAAAAGCAUGCAAACACUGCGACACGUGUUCGGAGCACGGACGGGAGAUUCUUCGAGAAUUCGCAAGCCACGUGGACAACAGCUAUGGAGAUGCACACAUCAAUUCGCAGUUCACUAAAGAAGAUUUUGUACACCGAACGAAGGCCGCCAUCGCUAAAAUUGUGCUUGUCAAGUAGGGAACUCGCUUACUUCUUCACUAAACAGAAAUUUCAGAGAAAGAAUUAGAUUGGCCAAGGUUCCUGCGCUUACUGAGCUCUUCAAUGCUUUGGAGCACUUAAUGAGCUCUCCUGAAAGUUUUGAGGAAUGGGGAAAGAUGACGACGUACGAGAACGGGCCGUCGUUCGCCUCGCAGAUCAUCGGUGCCCUUUCCAUUCUGAUCAGUGGACACAAAAUCAAGUAGAAACCCCCUAUUUUAGGUCGCCAACACGUUGCUAAUUUUCAGAGAGUUGUGUGAUAACGAUAUGUGGUACUUCCCAGUGGAAGACGGAAAAGGAAAAUGCGAGGUGGAGGAAGUUGCUCCAGAUGAAGAGAUGCUCCAUUUCGUCGACGAGAAUGACGAACCGAUUGUCGCGGCUCCCAUGAAGAAGAUAUGCGAAAACAGUCAUUAUUUUGAGGUUGCAGGCAACAAGUGUCUUUAAAACGGUAUAUUAUUUGCAGGGAAUGUACUCGUCGGACUUUGUCGAGAAGACAAAUGGGAUUCGUAUUUUCCAAGUACAAUCCGAUUCGUGUUCGCCAGAAGAGUUCCGUCUGUUCAUCCAUCUGCUUUCCACCUGUUCCGGCGCCUGCACAACCGUCUCUUCUGCAGAACAGUGUGCCACUUUGCUAGCGGUCAGCUGAAAGCGGCUCGGAAAGAGACGAAAAUAGAAUGUUUACAGCUGUCCGACCAGUUCCUCUGUCCUCGGAUUUCAACGCAACUCUGUGCGGACGAUGGACCUUUACGGACGUUUCUGAACGGUCGCAGUCUGCAUCUUUUGCUGCCCGUGGCAUUGGCUACUAAUGCGCAUCCGACGUAAGUUCGGGAGACAGAAUAAAUCUUCUCGAGAAUGGAAUCCUUAUGCGAUAAUGAUCUGGGUUGGAACGGCCUCCACCGCCCUUUAGUCCCCUCCGAAAACAGUUUUUCUUUCCAGGCUACUCGACACCGUUUACCUGACGUUGGUGCGUUUCUCGUCGUCAGAAGACGUCACUCGAGCGUUAGAAGCAAUUUGCGCGAAUGCAACAGUGGUCAAUACAUUUGUGACAAGUCUGAGAACGUUCUUGACAACCAAAUGCUAA
Molecule: messenger RNA, 2710 nt
Organism: Caenorhabditis sp. 36 PRJEB53466
Lineage: Eukaryota; Metazoa; Nematoda; Chromadorea; Rhabditida; Rhabditidae
Source: the annotation of a GenBank genome assembly